Messenger RNA from Piliocolobus tephrosceles (Ugandan red Colobus), 378 nucleotides. RefSeq names its product aldo-keto reductase family 1 member B10-like. Lineage: Eukaryota; Metazoa; Chordata; Mammalia; Primates; Cercopithecidae. The record is from RefSeq and is a predicted model, not a curated record. The transcript is spliced from 6 exons. The coding region runs from base 1 to 378 and encodes 125 amino acids.
AUGGAGGAGAAACUGAUCCAGUACUGCCACUCCAAGGGCAUCACCAUUACAGCCUACAGCCCCCUGGGCUCUCCGGAUAGACCUUGGGUCAAGCCAGAGGACCCUUCCCUGCUGGAGGAUCCCAAGAUUAAGGAGAUUGCUGCAAAACACAAAAAAACCACAGCCCAGGUUCUGAUCCGUUUCCAUAUCCAGAGGAAUGUGAUUGUGAUCCCCAAGUCUGUGACACCGGCACGCAUUGUUGAGAACAUUCAGGUCUUUGACUUUAAAUUGAGUGAUGAGGAGAUGGCAACUAUCCUCAGCUUCAACAGAAACUGGAGGGCCUGUAACGUGUUGCAAUCCUGUCAUUUGGAGGAGUAUCCCUUCAAUGCAGAAUAUUGA